Messenger RNA from Daphnia carinata, 1052 nucleotides. RefSeq lists its product as uncharacterized. The record is from RefSeq and is a predicted model, not a curated record. The transcript is spliced from 2 exons. NCBI's taxonomy places the organism in Eukaryota, Metazoa, Arthropoda, Branchiopoda, Diplostraca, Daphniidae. The coding region runs from base 97 to 915 and encodes 272 amino acids. Gene Ontology annotation, molecular function: S-adenosylmethionine-dependent methyltransferase activity.
AAAAGAAACAUGUCAGCGACCGACAGGCCACGCCCAUCUGCUCUAACUGUUAAAGUUUUGGUUAAACAUUUAAAUUAUAGUUACUAAGUGGGAAGGAUGAUAGAUCGUUGGCGGCAAAGUGCUCUCGUCUCCUUUAUUUGCCUUGUCCUUUUAGGCUUCUUCCAACAGGAACAAAUACUUUCUGCCUUUCAUUUUCCACCUUUAACAUCAAAUGGAAAUUUGACGUGGAAGGAAAUGCUGCCGUUUUUCUCUAGGAGGGACAUCUUGGCCUGCAAAACUUAUUACGAAUUUGGUGGUGUGAUCAAUCGCUUGCCAUCGUUGACUUUUCUUGACGGACAGAAAUCUGUUUGCCUUGACCAAGGCGUGGCUCCCAUACCGGAUCAGUGUGUAGUUUAUUCCUUCGGAAAUAACGGUGAAUGGUCGUUUGAUGAGCAGAUUGAAUCUUACGGAUGUUACGUCUACGUAUUCGAUCCUUCUGUUUGGUACUGGAAGCAUCAUCAUUCAAAAAAGGUUCUGUUCUAUCGUGUGGGUAUUGGCGAGAAGGACGACGAACGGAACGAACGCGGUUGGAAGAUCAUGAGCCUUGCAUCUCUCCGUCAAAUGCUUAAUCACACAAACACCGUCAUAGAUUACCUGAAGAUGGACAUUGAAGGGGGAGAAUGGCCUGUCCUUUCCCGUUGGCUGGACGAUGGAGAUUUGUUAAAUGUUAAGCAACUUGCAAUGGAAAUCCACCUGGAAAGCCCGGAGAGCAUCCCUGGUAAAUACAAUUUACUGCAGCGAUUGGAAGCUUCUGGUUUUACACGCUUCUUUGCUCGCGAAAAUCCCUAUACAACAAAUAGUUAUUUGGAUAAGUACAAUGUAACUGGGCCCAGUUGUUUGGAGUUGGCGUGGUAUAAUACGAAAUUCGUAAGCUAAUCCCAACAGCUCUAUUUUUUGAAAGCUGUGGUAUUUGCAGUAUUUUGUAGCCAAGAUUUGUUUCAUUCUCUUGUGUAUGCUGUCUAACUAUGGUAACCAUUAAAAUGCAAUCGCUCGCCAAAAGGCGGAUUCUAAAG